Molecule: messenger RNA, 799 nt
Organism: Lentinula edodes (shiitake mushroom)
Lineage: Eukaryota; Fungi; Basidiomycota; Agaricomycetes; Agaricales; Omphalotaceae
Product: cornichon
Exons: 7
Coding region: 112-525 (137 amino acids)
Biological process (GO): endoplasmic reticulum to Golgi vesicle-mediated transport
Cellular component (GO): COPII-coated ER to Golgi transport vesicle; endoplasmic reticulum membrane
Source: RefSeq, a predicted model, not a curated record
GUUUGGACCUGCGUCACCUAACUCCAGGCGGCAGCGUUCCGUAUCUCUUUCCUAGUAUUCUUGAGAUUUCUCUCCUUAGCUUUCCUUGCUUUGUUUUCCUUGUAAUUAAAGAUGGGCGGCGCUGGAUGGUUGUUCCUGUUCGCAGUCCUCAUGGCUGCGGCUCUGCUUUUCUGCAUGGUUUUCUUCAUUAUUAUGUUCUCGGACUUGGAAUGCGACUAUAUCAACCCCAUAGACCUCUGCAACAAGCUCAACCAAUUUGUCCUGCCCGAAAACAUCGCACACGCCUUUUUAACCAUCCUGUUCCUCAUAUCUGGACAAUGGAUAGCAUUUCUGCUCAAUGCCCCGUUGUUAGUGUUCAAUGCCAACAAAAUACGAAACAAGAACCACAUGUACGACGCGACGGAAAUAUUUAGGACAUUACCGGGGCACAAAAAGGAGAGCUUCAUCAAGCUUGGGUUUUAUCUUUUGUCGUUCUUCUAUUACCUAUACCGAAUGAUUGUUGCUCUCAUUGCGGAGAGCGAGUAAUGAUUUGUAGCCGUCGAGAAUGGCGCCGAAUAACGCAUGCAUGCUAUCGACCCUAUCACUGUUGUGUCGAGUAGGAACUCUACCUCUACUAGUCAGUGGGAGUUGGAUAGGUGCAUAAUUUGAUGAUUCUUAGAAAUUAAUGCUUUGUCGAUGAUUCGCGUUUGUACGUGCAACUAUCUUUUUUUGAUUCUCCUCGUCACACCAGCGUCCCCUGCUGCUUAAAGCUUUAACUGUACGCGUAACAAUACUAACAUCGCGACAAGAAAAUGUGAAU